This is a messenger RNA of Orycteropus afer afer, 2013 nucleotides long. NCBI's taxonomy places the organism in Eukaryota, Metazoa, Chordata, Mammalia, Tubulidentata, Orycteropodidae. The record is from RefSeq and is a predicted model, not a curated record.
AUGAAGGGCCUUGGAGAGAAGGAGCUUGAGUUGGGCCUUGGAACAGGAGUAGUAUUUGAGAUAAUGAAGAGAGAGGACAAUGAAAUCUGCAAAAGCAAGGGCAAGGAAAUAGGAAAGAACCUGUCAUAUUUGGUAUCAGUGAAUGAAAUCAAACAACUUUUAUCACGUUUAUUGGAAGAAAGAAAAUUGAGUAAAGUAAUCAGUAAAAGAGAAAAUAUCUUAGAAAAAAAGAAGAAUCAAAGUAAAAUAAGAAUAAGAGGAAUUCAAAAUAAAAAUCUGUUGAUGAUAAAUAAAAAUAAUUUAAAACAGCAAGAAAAGAAAAAUUUCACAGAUGAAGGAGACCUUCUCUUUAAGAUGGGCAUCAAGAUCCUCCAGCAGUCUAAAAGCCAAAAACAAAAAGCAGAAGCCUACUUAUUCUUUGCCAAAGCAGCUGACAUGGGAAACUUGAGAGCUAUGGAGAAAAUGGCUGAUGCUUUGCUAUUUGGAAAUUUUGGCAUGCAAAACGUAACAGCAGCUAUCCAACUAUAUGAGUCCUUGGCUAAAGAAGGAUCAUAUAAAGCCCAAAAUGCCUUAGGAUUUUUGUCUUCUUAUGGAAUAGGAAUGGAAUAUGAUCAAGCCAAGGCACUGAUAUAUUAUACCUUUGGAAGUGCUGGAGGAAGCAUGAUGUCCCAAAUGAUUUUGGGGUACAGAUAUUUGUCAGGAAUCAAUGUUCUACAGAAUUGUGAAGUUGCCCUAAAUCAUUACAAGAAAGUGGCAGAUUACAUUGCUGACAAAUUGGAAAAAACUGAAGGUAUCCCAGUGGAGAAAGUGAGACUAACUGAAAGACCCGAAAAUCUGAGCUCUAACAGUGAAAUUUUGGAUUGGGACAUAUAUCAAUACUAUAAAUUUUUGGCAGAAAGAGGAGAUGUUCAGAUACAAGUAUCUCUUGGACAGUUACAUCUAAUUGGGAGGAAAGGUCUAGAUCAGGAUUACUAUAAAGCAUUAUACUAUUUCUUAAAGGCAGCAAAAGCAGGGAAUACAAAUGCCAUGGCGUUUAUAGGAAAGGGCAAUGCAAUUGGUCUUCAUGGGCUUGGUCUUCUUUACUUUUAUGGAAAAGGAGUUCCUGUGAAUUAUGCUGAAGCACUUAAAUAUUUUCGGAAAGCUGCAGACAAAGGAUGGCCCAAUGCACAGUUUCAGUUAGGUUUCAUGUACUACUCUGGCUCUGGAGUGUGGAAGGAUUAUAAACUUGCCUUCAAAUACUUUUACUUGGCAUCUCAGAGUGGGCAACCCCUUGCCAUUUAUUAUCUGGCCAAGAUGUACGCAACAGGAAAAGGAGUAUUAAAAUCCUGCAGAACUGCUGUGGAGCUUUAUAAAGGUGUCUGUGAACUAGGCCACUGGGCUGAGAAGUUCCUGACAGCAUACUUUGCCUAUAAGGAUGGUGAUAUAGAUGCUUCUCUUGUUCAGUAUGCACUACUUGCAGAAAUGGGGUAUGAAGUAGCUCAAAGCAAUUCAGCAUUCAUUUUGGAAUCUAAAAAAGCUAAAAUUCUUGAUAAAGAGAAGAUGUAUCCAAUGGCACUUCUUCUAUGGAAUCGAGCUGCCAUUCAAGGCAAUGCAUUCGCUAGAGUUAAAAUUGGAGAUUACCAUUAUUAUGGCUAUGGGACGAAGAAAGACUAUCAGACUGCAGCCACACAUUACAGCAUUGCAGCUGACAAAUACCACAGUGCACAAGCCAUGUUCAAUCUGGCUUAUAUGUAUGAACAUGGCUUAGGUAUUGAACAGGACAUUCACUUAGCCAGGAGAUUAUAUGACAUGGCUGCUCAAACAAGUCCAGAUGCACACAUACCAGUCUUCUUUGCCCUCAUGAAACUGGAAACUGUGCAUUUCCUCCAAGAUACCCUGUUUUUUAAUGAAUUCUCCAUUGGUGUACUCACAGAGGGAGAUGGUACCAACCUCCGGAGACAGAGGCUAAAUGGUGCAGAUUCUCUCUCUUGCCCAAAAGUCAAGCAAGGACCUAAGUUGGAUGGCAGAGGCUAA